Molecule: messenger RNA, 1095 nt
Organism: Culex pipiens pallens (northern house mosquito)
Lineage: Eukaryota; Metazoa; Arthropoda; Insecta; Diptera; Culicidae
Exons: 2
Coding region: 76-1032 (318 amino acids)
Molecular function (GO): nucleic acid binding; RNA-DNA hybrid ribonuclease activity
Source: RefSeq, a predicted model, not a curated record
GGAGAUGGAACGGGUCACUCGCGGAUCGUGAAGGCUUUUGACAUUUCCCCCCUUGCAACUUCAGUCUCGGACUGCAUGGAGGUGAUUGAAACAAAUCGCCAAAUGUGGAGUAAUGGAGGACCUACACUUCCAGAAGGAACUAUUCGUUUCUUUACGGAUGGUUCAAAAAUGGGCACUUCUACUGGAGCUGGAGUCUUCGGUCCUCGAACCAGGGAAACCAUAUCUAUGGGAAAGUGGCCUACCGUUUUUCAAGCAGAAGUGUAUGCCAUACACAUCUGUGCGAGGACGUGUAUUAUGAGAAAUUAUAGACACGCAAAAAUCGGUAUUUUCUCGGAUAGCCAAGCUGCACUAUUGGCAUUAAAAUCCUCUAAAUGCGAAUCCAAACUUGUUUGGGAGUGCGUCGCUUCCCUAAGGGAACUUGCUUCUCGGCAUAACAGAGUGAUGCUGUUUUGGGUCCCAGGGCACUGCGGCAUUGAAGGCAACGAAAUGGCUGAUGAACUUGCCAGACAAGGCUCAUCAAACAUCUUCGUGGGUCCCGAGCCGUUCCUUGGAAUCUCAAAAUGUGCCGUGAAGCAAGAAAUAACUAAUUGGGGACAAUUGCAAAUCGCUUCAAUCUGGGGCGAGAUGCGAGGAUUGAGACAAGCUAAAACUUUUAUCACUCCAAGUCCUUCAAUUGCCAGGAAACUUCUUGGCUUAAACCGUAGGGAACUACGAAUACUCGCAGGGCUUCUAACAGGACAUUGUCCUGCCAGAUAUUACCUGCACAAAAUCGGCAGGUGGCCUAACAACCUCUGUCGUUUUUGUUUAACUGAGCUGGAAAGCUCGGCACAUUUACUCUGCUUCUGCGGAGCACUUGUGUCUCGAAGGCUGCGGUUCUUUGGAUCGCACCUUCUUACGCCGUACGAUGUAUGGCACCACACCCAUCCCAAGAAGGUCAUACAGUUCAUCGACUGUAUUGCGCCGGAUUGGGAUAAACCAUGUCUGCAAAAUAACCCCUCGUCUUCCGAUCCAAUGGAUACGAGUAAUUUGUAGUAUGGACAGUAACCAGGGUACAUCACAAAAGAUAGCCUUCUCAGGUGGUCGCAGUGAAUUUAA